AAUGAAGGUUUUACUGUUCGUGUGUUGCGUAGGUGCUCUAAUUGCUACUGUUGUAUCUCAGAGUGGUAGUCGGAGAAGGAAUUCUAGCAGUCGGAGAAGGAGUGGUGAUUGUGUAUCUAGAAAUGGGGGCUGGUCCGAAUGGGGUUCUUGGAGCGAAUGCGACAUUCGAGAUGAUAUGCCGUAUGCUACUAAGAUCAGUAUAAGAUACUGCAACAACCCUGAACCUUAUUGCGGAGGAAGUGAAUGUUCAGGGAGCAGAAUGAGGACUGAGGAAUGCUCUGAAGAUGGUGAUCACGAGGAAGAUGAGAAUUCACUUGAGGUAGAGUUUGGAGGAGUCAAAGUGGAUAUGAACCUCGGUGAGAUUAAACAACAGUGGGAUCUUUUCGAGUAACUUGUAGCAUCAAUGUAACGAUGGGAGAGUAGUUACGAGCAUGGGGGAGAAGACACGUUUUAACAAAACUCAAAAUGAUAAAUUAUUUAUUAGAAUCUUGCUUUGUAGAUUUUUGAAGCAUCUAGGCGUGCGAAUAUCGUUUGAAAUCAAACUUUAUUCUUUGAUAGAGGGAAUGCGAAGGAUUGGGUUGAUCAUUUAUAGAGAAUAAUAUUGUGAUAUUAGUAAAGUAUGAAACUUUA
This is a messenger RNA of Bolinopsis microptera, 630 nucleotides long. RefSeq names its product A disintegrin and metalloproteinase with thrombospondin motifs adt-1-like. Bases 2 to 391 code for a protein of 129 amino acids. The record is from RefSeq and is a predicted model, not a curated record. The transcript is spliced from 3 exons. NCBI's taxonomy places the organism in Eukaryota, Metazoa, Ctenophora, Tentaculata, Lobata, Bolinopsidae.